AUGAGCACUCUUGCUAUUCAGGGCUUGGAAACUCACCUCCAGGACCUUGGACUGGAGGUUCCCAUCCCAGCGUUUCCCACCGCGAAUAUUAUAAGCAAUCCAGUCGACCUGUAUCGAUGCUAUGUUGCUGAGGUCGUGAAACAAGUUGUCAACUGCAACGAGGACAUUGCGUACAAUUCCAUCCAACGAACACAAGUGUUGGCACAUGGCGACGUGGUGCUGGUUGUUGCGCGCCUCCGUCUCAAGGGAGUCAACAUCGACCAGGUUGCCGUUGACUUAUCAAACAAGCUGUGUACUAUUUCUCUCAUCUCCAGCCCCGUCCCUAAGGGUGUUUUCAUUCCAAUCUUUUUCAAUGAGACAAGCCUACCCCGCCUGAUUUUGUCGUACAUCUUCGAUCGCCGACAAUUGUAUGGUCACGGUAAUCUUGCUGGUCUGAAAAAUCCCAAGAAUGAAGCAGCUGGCCGAAAGAAAGUAAUUGUGGAGUUUUCCUCGCCCAACAUCGCCAAAGAGUUCCAUGCAGGGCACCAACGCAGUACCAUUAUUGGUGCUUACAUUUCAAAUCUCUACAAGAGUAUGGGCUGGGACGUUCUUAAGAUAAACUAUCUCGGUGAUUGGGGAAAGCAGUUCGGCUUGCUUGCAGUGGGUUGGCAGAAAUUUGGCUCUGAAGAACUGUUUCAAAAAGAACCGCUGAAGCAUUUACUCGAUGUCUAUGUAAAGAUCAAUACUUUGUUUAAAUCAGAGCAGGAAGCUAGCAAGAGUGCCAGAAACAGUGGUCGGGACACCUUGGAAAUAGAGAACAGAGGGCUUUAUGCUGAGCGGAAUGCCUUCUUCAAAAGAAUGGAAGAUAGAGAUCCAGAAGCACUCAGCUUAUGGAAGCGAUUUCGCGACAUUAGUAUCGAGCGUUACAUCUCUACGUAUGCACGAUUGAACAUAUCCUUUGAUGAGUACUCUGGGGAAUCGACCGUGCGGCCAGAAACAAUCGAGAAGGUCGAAAAUAUGCUGAAGGGCAGAGGUAUUUACGAAGAAAAUGAGGGGUCAUGGGUCAUUAAUUUCGAGAAACAUGGCGCACGCAAGCUCGGUACUGCCGUUGUCCGGAACCGAGGUGGAACGACGACCUAUCUUCUUCGCGACGUCGCCGCUGUUUUGGAGCGCGUGGAAAAGUACGAAUUUGACAAAAUGAUAUAUGUCGUUUCCGCCGAACAGGACUCGUACUUUCAGCGGGUCUUCAAAACUGUCGAGAUUAUGGGCUAUCCUGAUAUUGCAGCUAAACUUGUUCAUAUCAAUUUCGGGAAAGUUCAAGGAAUGUCAUCAAGGCUCGGGACAGUGAAGCUUCUGAGCGAUAUACUGGAUGAAUGCGGGAGCGCCAUGCACGAGGUUAUGCGUUCUAACGAAGCGAAGUACGCUCAAGUGGCGGACCCAGAAGCUGUGGCAGACGUCGUUGGUAUCACGGCAAUUAUGGCCCAGGACAUGAGUGGGAAAAGGAUCAACAAUUACCCUUUUGACAUUACCAGAAUGACUUCAUUUGAAGGCGAUACGGGCCCUUACCUCCAAUACUCCCACGCAAGGCUCUGCUCUAUCAUGCGAAAAGCAAAUCUAACAGCGGACCAAGUCGCGAAGGCUGAUUUUUCCUUGUUAAAGGAACCCCAUGCCAUCGAUAUACUUCGUCUCAUGGCCCAAUACCCAGACAUGACGACCCAGGCGUUCAAAACUCUGGAACCAACCACCAUACUCACCUAUCUCUUCAGGCUUACGCACCAGGUGUCUUCUGCCUACGAUGUGAUCAAGGUUUUGGGGACCGACGAGGGUCCCGAAGUUAUGCUGGCGAGGUCCGCGCUGUACGAAGGGGCCCGUCAGGUACUUGAGAAUGGCAUGCGAUUGCUUGGGUUUACACCAGUAGCAAGUAGGAUGUGA
Histoplasma capsulatum G186AR is the source of this 1911-nucleotide messenger RNA. Its product is annotated as arginyl-tRNA synthetase. Gene Ontology annotation, biological process: mitochondrial translation; arginyl-tRNA aminoacylation. The record is from RefSeq and is a predicted model, not a curated record. The coding region runs from base 1 to 1911 and encodes 636 amino acids. Lineage: Eukaryota; Fungi; Ascomycota; Eurotiomycetes; Onygenales; Ajellomycetaceae. Gene Ontology annotation, cellular component: cytoplasm; mitochondrion. Gene Ontology annotation, molecular function: arginine-tRNA ligase activity; ATP binding. The transcript is spliced from 3 exons.